AUGAUUGUUGUAUAUAUAUUAUUGUCUCUGUUUCUCACUGGUAAUGCUGCGCCAGAGUCAGAUCGAAUUUCGAGUAUCCCAAACUUGGUUGAACCAUUUCGAUCAAAUCACUAUGUUGGCUAUUUGAACAUUUCUUCAACAAAACAAUUAUUCUAUUGGUAUGUGGAAUCCGAAAAUAAACCAGAAAAAGAUCCUUUAGUGUUAUGGUUAAAUGGAGGACCCGGAUGUGCCUCGCUAGAAGGCCUAUUCAUUGAAAUGGGGCCAUUCAGAGUGCGAAACGCAGGAAAGCGUGUUGAAAGGAAUCCGUGGACAUGGAAUAGACUUGCUAAUAUCAUUUAUCUUGAUGCACCAGCUGGAGUUGGCUUCUCAUAUUAUGACAAUAAGAACAAAACAUUUACCGAUGACCAAGUUGCCACUGAUAACUUUGAUGCUUUAUUGGCGUGGUUUAAAAAAUUCCCGGAAAUGAAAUCGAAUGAUUUAUACAUUGCUGGAGAGUCUUAUGCUGGCACUUAUGUGCCAAUGUUAUCUUCAAAAUUGGCUUUAAGUGAUGAAUUCCCUCAGUUUAAGGGAAUGCUUAUUGGAAAUGGUUGUGUCGACGAUAAGAUCAAUUUCAACACGAACAUUCUUUAUCAAUAUUACCAUGGAUUGAUUGAUGAAACAAUUUUCCAAAAUACGGUUCGGACAUGUUGCAAAGGAUCAAUUGAUUGCGACUUUUAUGCAUUGUCUAAUACAAAUACAUCAUGUGGAGAUCAGAUUAAUCAGUUGAGUGAUACAGUGUUCUAUUCAGGAUUGGACCCAUAUUUCCUCUACUUUUCUUGCUAUUUGAAUCCAAAACUGCCAUACCCUCAUAAUGAAGAUCACAGAAUUAUUACCACAAAGCGACAUAUGUUGAAAAAACAAAUGAACCACAAAUAUGAGAAUUUGAUUACCCCCAUUUUAGUAAAGAUUGAACAGCAACCGACCUGUGCCACACAUAAUGAUGAUAUCUUAUAUCUUAAUUUGCCAGAAGUUCGACAAGCCUUAAGAAUCCCAAACUAUGUCCAAAACUACAGUAUGUGCAGCAUGGAAAUUAGUAUGGCAUAUGUAAGCCAAUAUACAACUAUGACAAAAUUCUUUAACACCGUUAUUGGCGCCAAAAAGAAAGUCACACUAUUUAACGGUGAUGUUGACACUUUGUGCAAUGUAGUGGAAAAUGCGCAAUUUUUGAAAAGCCUUAACGGAACGUUGGUACAACCAGCGACAUCAUGGAAAGAUCCAAAUCAAUUACCAAUGUCUGUUGGAUUUUGGACUAAAUAUGAUGGAGUUGAACUUGUAACGAUCAAGGGUGGCGGUCAUUUCCCCGCAGCAGAAGCUCAAAAACCAAAAGAGACAUUCCAGAUGUUCCAGAACUUCAUCAAGAAUCAAAAUUAUAGCAUUUCUGUCCAGGAUGACAUCAAGUAUGAAGGAAAUGUAAGACUCAUAUCGCGAUAA
This is a messenger RNA of Caenorhabditis bovis, 1470 nucleotides long. NCBI's taxonomy places the organism in Eukaryota, Metazoa, Nematoda, Chromadorea, Rhabditida, Rhabditidae. The record is from the annotation of a GenBank genome assembly.